Chrysoperla carnea is the source of this 5561-nucleotide messenger RNA. RefSeq lists its product as uncharacterized. Gene Ontology annotation, biological process: regulation of transcription by RNA polymerase II. Lineage: Eukaryota; Metazoa; Arthropoda; Insecta; Neuroptera; Chrysopidae. The record is from RefSeq and is a predicted model, not a curated record. Gene Ontology annotation, molecular function: zinc ion binding; chromatin insulator sequence binding. Gene Ontology annotation, cellular component: nucleus; chromosome. The coding region runs from base 222 to 5522 and encodes 1766 amino acids. The transcript has 7 exons.
UAGACUGGUUAAUAUCACAAUCCGCAGUUCAAUUUCAAAAAAUUAUCGGAAUAAACGAAUUUUCCCACUUAGUAAAACACAUGGUGUUAUUGGUAUUCGUAAUUUAUCAACAUCUCGAUUACAGGUGGUGUUAAAAGUGUUUAAACGUCUGAUGAAACGCCCCUCAGUGGAAAAUAACCAAUAUUCAAUUUCAUGUAGAUGCAAGUAUUCACAUUGUUAAAAUGGAUGAAUCUGUAAAAAUGUUAUCGACAAAGUGUCGAUUAUGUGGAGAGUUGGAAAAUUUAAAUUCAGAUAUAUUUAGUGACGAAGCAAAACUACGUGAAUUACCAAGGAAAAUGGAAACAUGCCUACCAAUAAAAAUAAAUGAAGAGAACAAUACUCCAAAUAAAAUUUGUUACCGAUGUAUUUACAAAGUAGAAAAUUUUUAUGAUUUUUACAAUCAAGUUAAACAUAAUGUAAAAAAUUUUGAAACAAUGUUAAAAAAUACAUCAUUAAUAACAAAAUCAGCGGAUAUUUCCGAUGAAAAUAAAGAAAAUUCUGUUGAAAAUCGAAUAGAUUUAGUUGAUAAAUGUACGGUUACCGAUGAAUUAGAAUGUGAAAUAUGUAAAUCAAAACUAAGUUACAUAAAAAUUCACAUCCCAAAUAAAUUAGUUGAUUACGAUUCAGAUUCUAAAUCGAAUAGUGAUGAGACAAGACUGAGGGAUAAUUUACAAGAAAAUCAUUCCACGUAUACAAAUAUUUUAAAUGAAAUCUCAUUCAAGAAAAAGAAUCAAAAACGUACAAUUGAUUCAAUUUUAAAUACACUUGGUACAAAAAAACAAAAAGUCUCAGAUGAUAGUACAGUUUACUCGGAUGUUAUCCAAAGUGUUCCAUCACGGCGUAAAUCCAAACAACCAAAAAAAAUCACUGAUAAAAAACCUGUCGAGCAAACAUGUUUACUCUGUGACUUAAAAUUUGAAUCUCAUGAAUUAUUAGUCAAACAUCUAUACGAAUGUCAUGAAUUAGAACCGAAAGAGAUUUUUGAUCCAACUCUUAUAUCACAAACAAACAUACAAUACGCAAAAGAAAUAUCGAAUGUAAUUCGAAUCACAGAACGUUUAAAAACAACGGAACCGCGACCGCGUUUAAAAGAUGAUGUAUCUGAUGAAUCUGAAGAUACAGAAAUCAACAAUCGAUUUGAGUUACCACAAAUUCCAAUUCAAAUAGAUUUAGAAACGUUUGCGCAACAAUUAUGGACAGAACGGCAAUAUUUUAUGGAAUCAACACAAAUGAUCUUAACAAAUGGAUCAAAUCAACGUGGGGCGUAUAUUUGCCAAAUUUGUGCACGAGAUUUCCAUGACAAAUUCACAAUAUGGUUACAUUUAAAAUCAGUUCACCCGAAACAUGCCAGUUUAGCAUGUGGUAUUUGUUUACAAUUGAAUUUUAGUUGGGAACAAUUAAAGCAGCAUAUUCGAUAUGAGCAUAAUCCUAGUAAAUUAACUUUAGCGGAAAUACGAAAGUAUUUCUGUGUGAUUUGUUUACGGCAGCAUGAUUCGAAGAAAAAAUUACUAAGUCAUAUUUAUAUUCAUGAAUUUUUGGUUGAUGCAUAUAAGAAAAGUGGUAUAUAUUUUGAUCCUGAAGACUUUAUUAAAAUGAAUUUUGGUGGUAUUCGAAUUGAACAGGAUGCGAAUAAUUAUGAGAAUAAGAAUGAAGUGAUGGAUACUGGAGGAGUAUCAGGUCAAAAUUUGAACAAAAUUAAAAACAAUGGUUUUAAUGAUAUUUUAUAUAAUCAACUUACCAUGGAUGAAAACAUCGAGCAAGAUAUUGAAGAAAUAUCUUUAAACGGCGAUUAUGAAGAUAAUCCAGAUGUGGAACCACCUCAAAAUAAAAUUGAAGAAAAUGAUUCGAAUACACAAAAAACCCCAAGAAAUUAUACAUUAACUUAUGGAUGUGAAUGGUGUUCCCGUACAUUAUCCAGUAAAUGGGAACGAUGGUUGCAUGUGGCAGCAGCGCAUGCACCAAAUAUUGAAACAUUAAGAUGCUCAUUACCACAUUGUGAUAAAGUAUUUGUAACGGAAUCAUUUCGAAUUGAACAUGAACAACAUCAUCAGGUACAAGGACCUGUACCAAAUUCAUGUGAGGUAUGUUGUAAAUUAUGGAAUACACGUGUUGAUUUUUACAAACACAUGAUGGGUGUACACCCACAUGCGGUUCCUCUUGUGUGUGGUGUAUGUUUAAAAAUAUUUCCAACAGUUCCAAAUCUAUACGAACAUGUACAAACUUCACAUUUACCAUUACAAGGUGAUUUUGUUUGUAAUAUUUGUGGACGAAAUUACUCAAAUAAAUCUAAAAUGGUGCGACAUCGACGAAUACAUGGUGUUAAUGAAUCUGGAAUGUUUGUACCAAAUUUCAUGAAACCAGAAAAUGGGCAACGGCGAAUACAAAGGCGUGUUAAAAAUGAAGGUGCUAAAUCCGGAACAAAAUACUCAAAUAAUGAAUCACCAUCACCAUCAAUAAUUGAUACAAAAAAUCUAGAUAAUAAUUUACGUUCUUCUGGUGAUAAUUCAAAUCAAUCGUUACAUGAUAGCGAUUCAGAAAAUGACAAUUACGAAUCAUAUUCACCAAUGAACACAUCAUAUCCAGCAUCACAAAAACUAGAAACAUCUUUAUAUCAAACACGUAAUGAAAAUUUCCAACAGUGUAAAGAAUGUCCAACUUUAACAUUCACAAAUUACGAUGAUUUCUCCACACAUAGACGUGUAGUUCAUCAAAUAUUCCACUGUGAUUUAUGUAUUAAAUCAUACGGUCGCAAUUCUCAUUUAUGGAAGCAUGUAAACCGCUGCCACAAAGGAAAUAAAUUAAUAACAUGUCAACUGUGCUUUAAAACAUCCGCUUCGAAGUAUCACUUACAACAACAUUUUAAUAAAAUUCACGCACUAAAAUCUGAUCGUUUCAAAUUUAACAAUUCACCACAAUCGAUUGAAAGUUUCCUUGACAAAAAAUUCGAUGGAUACAGUUUUGAGAGUGUAAAACAAAGUUUUCUGCGACAAGAACUGUUAGAAAAAGAACAAAUGAAGAACGAAACAAAAUUAACAGAUACCAAACCUGAUAUUUAUUCUAAAGAACCACCCCAAGAGAUAGAUAUAAACAGUGAAUUAUACACAAGUAUUAUUACAAAUUAUAACCCUCCAACAGCAUCAGCGGGGCCGUAUAAAUGCUUAAAAUGCAGUAAAGGAUUUACAAAACGAUAUUUAUUAAAAAAACAUAAGAAAAAUUGUCGACCUCGCUUACAAAAAGAUUUAUUGACUCGCUGUAAAUCAUGUGAACGUAUUUUUAAAGAUCGUCAAAGUUUACAAAAACAUUUAGCGAAUUAUCAUUCAGAAUUUAAAUGUCAUUUAUGUAUGUUAACAUUCCCGUCAAAAUGUGAGAUUAUAUCACAUAUACGAUUCACACAUCCAAAUCAUACAGAUUUUGUAUGCGAGUGUGGGCAAAUCUUACGUUCCAAAGAUGAUCUACAGGUGCAUAAAUCUGAUCAUCGUAAUAGUCACAUAUGUCAAUUUUGUGGUGAUAGUUUAUUAACUAAAAUGAAAUUAAAAAUGCAUAUUUUAAGUUUGCAUCGUAAAAUUUUAUCAUUAAGUUGUGGCAUUUGCUUAAAAUUGUUUGCAACACAACAUGUAUUACGUGAUCACGUUAAAUUAGUACACUUUCGUGAUACGAAAUUUGGUAAUUGUUGUCCGGUGUGUGGUAAAAAAUAUGGUUCUAAAUGGAAAUGUUUUGAUCAUAUUAAUAAAUCACAUGGGAAAAUAUUUAAACCAUGUAAAAUCUGUUUAAGUGUAUUCGAAAGUGAGAUUCAAUUACGUGAUCAUUUUUGUGCGGUGCAUCUAGGUGUAGUAGGAGGUCCAAAUGAAUCAUCAAACCCAAUGCAACCCCAUGCCGAAGAAGUUAAACCUAAUGAAUAUCAAAGUAGUGAUAAUGAGGAAGAUUAUCAUAGUGAUUCGUCACUAAAUUUACCACAAAUACCAAAAAUAACGUUAACUUCAAAUAAAAGCCAACCAGAUAAUUAUAGUAUUGUUAAUAAAUCUGAUUAUUAUGUAAAUACACCGACACCGGUCAAAACAAAUAAUUAUCACCAAGCAAAACGUACUGUUUAUGAAAACUCCGAUGCCCCUUCAAUGUGUGAGAUCUGUUUAAAAACAUGGCCGGCAAAAAAACACUUAUGGCAACAUUAUAUACGAUGUCACAAGCGUGAUGCGGCUACGAUUUGUGGAAUUUGCUUGAAAACUCAUGAAACAUAUUUAGAAUUGCGUAAACAUUUACAUGAGAAACAUCCAAAUUUAUUACAUGGACGUGGUUUCAGUUCGAAUUUUAUUUGUAAAAUUUGUGGACGUUAUCAUAAUGCUAGUUCCAAGUUAAAAUUACAUAUGGCAAUUCAUGUUAAUUAUGAUUUAACCGAUGACUAUGAUUACAGCGUAAUUAAACAGGAACCAGUUCAAGAAAUUUCACAAUCAGAACUCACUAUCACAACUAAAGAAGAACAACAAUCUGAGUCAGAGAUUGAGGAGGAGGAGGAAGAAUACAAAACAGUUCCACAGCAUAAAGAGAGUGAUGUGGAAAACGAAUCAUUAUUUACUGGUUUUAGUCUACAGCAACGUAAGAAUAGUGAAAAUUACUACCGAAAUUAUUCAAGUUUAUUAGAUUGUUUCCAAAUAAUGGAAACAUCACCACCAAAGAAUUUAAUUAGUGAUUUAGAUGAAUCGGAUGAUAUUGAUGUUAUUAAAUCCGAUGAAGAAGAUGAGAAUAGCGAGGAUGAUGAUCAAAAUAGCGAAUGCGAUUCUGAAGAUGAAAGGCGUAAACUUUUAUUAAAAAUGUCACCAAUUAGUAUUAAAUCAGCGAAUGAUGAUAAAGAUUACUCUGAUUUUGAUGAUGAAGAUGACGAGUUAAAAAUUGAUGAACAUGCACCAAAAAAUAAUGAAGAACAAGAACCACCACGCGAUGAUCAAAGAGCUUCGUCAAAAUUAACAAAUGAUAGUGAAAUCUCAAAUUUGUAUUACGAAGGACCUUCGUAUAAAGAUGAUGAAGACGUGUCAUCAUCGGAAAGCUCUGAAAACGAUGAUGACAAAGAGAAAUCAAAAUUUGAAGUUGAUCCAACUAAUAAUAUAAUUGUUUUAAAAUAUGACGAUGGAAGAGAAGUACGCUAUGAAAAUUUAAAUAUGGAAUAUGAAAUUGUGAAUGAGGAAGUGCAUGGGGAGGAGGUACAUGAGCAUGAUGAAGAGCAUGAAAUUCAAUAUGAAGAAGAAGAAGAAGAAGUGUACCAAAAUAAAAAUUAUAAUGUUGAAGUUGAUCAGACGUCUGUUAUAGAGAAUGCAAUUAAAAGUAUAAAUAAUUCAUCGGAUUUAGAGAAUACAAAUCAUUCAGAGCAUACAUACGAUGAGUUCGAUGAACAUGCUGAGAUUAUGGAACAUUCACAAGAUGAACAUGAUCUAAUGUUGGAAGAAGAAGUUGUUACUGAGGAUUUUACACAAAGUGCUCCAUAUUCCUACUGAAGUAUAAUAAUGAUGUAUUGAUGUAUGUUAUUAAUAAUU